Messenger RNA from Suillus fuscotomentosus, 912 nucleotides. Its product is annotated as HAD-like domain-containing protein. The coding region runs from base 1 to 912 and encodes 303 amino acids. NCBI's taxonomy places the organism in Eukaryota, Fungi, Basidiomycota, Agaricomycetes, Boletales, Suillaceae. The record is from RefSeq and is a predicted model, not a curated record. The transcript is spliced from 5 exons. Gene Ontology annotation, molecular function: phosphatase activity.
AUGGCGUAUCACCGAGCUCGAGGACAUAGUGUAUCAGUGCCGCCACAUGGGAAUCAUUGCUGCUUGGCCCCUCCGAGUCUCGAAUUCCUCCACGUAACUAUCAUAGACUCAGACACCAUCCGGGGAUUGCAAUAUGUCUUAAAUAUUGCAGUCCCCGAUGUGAGAAUGUGGUCUUUGACAUGGAUGUACUCAAGGCAAGACGCGUCUUCGACAGGCCUUCUCAUUGACACAGAGAGAGUAUAUACCGAAGUCAAUAAUGAUAUCCUCGGUCGCUACGGCAAGAUCAUGACAUGGGACAUCAAGGCACAGCUCAUGGGAAAACCACGAAUUGAAUCUGCGACACACCUGCUCUCUUUGUUUCCCGGCAUCGAUCUUACAAUCGACCGGUACCUCACAGAGUCCCAAGAAAAGCAAGAUGCGAAGUGGUCAACUGUCCAGCUCCUUCCGGGAGUACAGAAGUUAAUUCAGCACCUGGUGAAAUACAACGUUCCAAUCAUAGUCGCCACUGCUUCCUUACGACGGAACUUUGUCCGCAAGUCUGAGAAUCUCAAAGAAUUAUUUGACUACUUUCAAGACAACAUCGUCUGCGCUGAUGAUGUAGCAGGCAAGACUAUGGGGAAGCCUGACCCGUAUAUCUUCUUGUAUGCUGCAAGUGUUCUAGGCAAGGCAGUGGGCGCUACAGAGCAGUGCACAGAGGCUGAGACUGUGGAAAGGGGCAAAGGACUCGUUUUUGAAGAGGCCGUUUACGGUGUCCAAGCGGGGAAAAGAGCCGGAAUGUCAGUUGUCUGGGUACCUGACGAACGCCUUUUGGACGUUGCCAGUCCCAGCCCAUACGUCCCAGAUGAGACGCUUACGUCCAUCGAGCAUUUCAAGCCUGAGAAGUGGGGCCUCCCACCUUACGACACCAAAUGA